GACUCCCCAUCCCCCACCCCCGUUUGCGUUACAGAACCACAGAUCCGCUUCCAGGAGUUUAAGCAGACAGGCUUUCUUUGCAGUGCAUCGCAUCCCUCUGUGGAUUUUAGCGAGAUGCGAAGAUCAGGAAAGUCUGCCUGGUUUCUGGGAUUCCCGCGUUUCUUCCCUUUCUGUUUGUUUUUGCAGAGUGCUUCCGCGCAGAUCCGUUACUCUAUCCCGGAGGAACUGACGCGGGGUGCUUUUGUGGGAAACAUUGCUAAGGAUCUAGGGACUGACGUGGCAAAAUUGGCUGCUGCCAAUCUCCAGGUACUUUCUGAUUCUGAUUCUCAGUAUUUCUCUGUCAAUGUGAACACAGGGGUUAUAGUGGUCAACGACAGAAUAGACCGAGAACAUCUCUGUGAACAGAACUACCGGUGCUCUCUGCACCUGAAACUCGCAAUUGAAAACCCGGUGGAGUUGUAUCGCAUUGAGGUGGAAAUCUUGGAUAUCAAUGAUAACCCUCCGGCGUUCCCGAGUAGCGAGGUCGCGUUACAGAUCUACGAGUUGGCGUCUCUGGGUGCCCGCUUCCCCAUCCAGCCGGCGCAGGACCCGGACGUGGGCUCCAACGCUUUGCAGACCUACCACCUCAGCGCCAACGAGAACUUUAGCCUCAACGUGAAGGCGCGCACAGACGGAGGCAAAUUCCCGGAGCUGGUGCUGGAAAAGGCCCUGGACCGGGAGCACAGGGCCGUCCACUACUUGGUUCUGACGGCUGAGGACGGCGGCUCCCCGCCCAAGUCCAGCAAAGCGCGAAUUGCUAUCCAGGUCUUAGAUGCCAACGAUAACCACCCGGUCUUCGACAGGCCCUCGUACCGCGUCCGCCUCGUGGAAAACGCGCCCCUGGGAACCCUCGUGGCCAGGCUGAACGCCACGGACGUGGACGAAGGGCCUAACGGAGCCGUGCGCUACUCGCUGAGCAGCCACAACUCCGAAGCCUUGCGCGAGGUGUUUGCAAUAGAGGAUCAAACGGGAGAAAUCCGCGUUCGAGGGAGGGUCGAUUUCGAAGUGGCGGCUUUGUACGAGAUUGAAGUGGAGGCCAGGGACAUGGGCUCCCCUCCCAUGGAGGAGCACUGCAGUGUGGUGGUGGAGGUCACGGAUGUGAACGACAAUGCCCCCGAGGUAGCUGUCACCUCCUUCUCUAGCUCCCUGAGCGAGGAUGCCCCUCCUGGCACCGUAGUUGCCGUGCUACAUGUCAGGGACAGAGACUCAGGGGAGCACGGGAGGGUCCAGUGCCAGGUGCCCAGCGACCUCCCCUUCCUGCUGCGGAAAGACUUUGAGCACCAGUACUCGCUGCUCACCAGUGCCCCGCUGGACCGCGAGACCAUCCCGCAGUACAACGUCACCAUCUUCGCCGCUGACUUGGGGGAUCCCCCUCUCUCCCGACACAUCGUUCUCGCCGUUGCCCUUUCAGACGUCAAUGACAACCCGCCGCGGUUCGGGAGAGCUUCCUACGAGGUCAUGGUGGCGGAGAACAACCCGGCGGGGCGAGUGCUGCUCACUGUGUCUGCAGUGGAUCUCGACCAGGACCAAAACUCGCGGCUUUCCUACUCCAUUGUGAGCGGCCCAGACACAGGCCCUGCUGCCGACCCUUCCCGGUACGUCGCCAUACAUCCAAGCAAUGGGCAAAUUUCCUCCCUGCUGUCUUUUGAUUAUGAGCAAACCCCCUAUUUCCAGGUCCAAGUGGAAGUCUCAGACGGCGGCUCCCCACCUCUCAGCAACAGAGCCGUCGUGCACGUCUUUGUCACGGACCAAAACGACAAUGCACCCGGCGUGCGGUUUCCUGCGGCCGGGCGGGACGCGACGGUUCAGCUCAAGAUCCCUCGCUCUGUUCCCCCCGGGGCCUUAAUAGCCAAGAUCGGGGCGGUGGACUUGGACUCCGGACUCAACGCCUGGCUGUCCUACCACUUAGAGCAGGCUACGGAUGCCGGUCUCUUCAGCUUGGCCCUGCGCUCUGGAGAGAUCAGGACGGCCAGAGCCCUGGAGGAGCAGGACGCAGAGGCGCAGGAGCUCCUCGUGGUGAUUAAGGACGCGGGAGAGCCGCCCAUGUCCACGGCUGUCACUGUGCUGGUGCUCCUGGAGGAGGGUGUUCCGGAAGCCUUCCGGGGACUAAGGGCUCACACUGCAGAAAGCGAGAACAUCCCCGGCAUAACUCUGUACUUGAUCGCUUCUUUAGCAAUCGUCUCCGCGAUCUCCUUGGCUGGCUUGGUGGGUCUGGGUGUCCGAUGCCUCAGGCGUGAGACCCGCGCGGAGUCCUCCGGCCUCGGCUGCUGUGCCCAGGGGGACACACUCGGUCCUCCCCCGAACCACUUGUUAGGACACUUGCAGUACCAGCCCGGCGCAGCGGACACCAUGAUCGGUGUCCAGGUGACCCCCACGGCUCCCCCCGCCCGGGGAUACAGAUCCUGCUUUUCCCCAGUCUCGGACAUCAGCGAGUUCAUGUUCAUGAAACCCUCGGGAAACACCUCGGGCAGCAACGCACCUGAUCCCUGCUACUCUAGUGAGCAAGCACAGCCUAAUACUGACUGGCGCUUCUCUCAGGCCCAGAGACCUGGAACUAGUGGCUCACAGAAUGGAGAAGAAGGUGGAGCCUGGCCAAACAACCAGUUUGAUACUGAAAUGCUUCAAGCCAUGAUCAUGGCAUCAGCAAAUGAAGCUGCCGAUGGGAACUCCACUCUUGGUGGGGGAACUGGCACUAUGGGCCUCAGUGCAAGGUAUGGCCCCCAGUUCACACUGCAGCAUGUCCCAGACUACAGACAGAAUGUGUACAUCCCUGGCAGCACUGCUACUCUCUCCAACUCCUCAGGUAAACGAGAUGCAAAGAGCUCGGGAUCUUCAGGAGGAAACAAGAAGAAGUCAGGGAAGAAGGAAAAAAAGUAAAAUUGACAGGAGACGAUCAGCAGGUUAGACCUACAGAGCAGACCCCUCCAGCACUCCCCCAAAUCACAACCUAGGAUGGAGGGUGAAUGUGAAUUUUGCAUUGGAAAAGUAGGGACUAUUAUGAAUGCAUGUCAUUGUCAGAGCUAGGAGUAGAGAUCCUACUGUUAGCCCUCAUGAUAUAAAUCAAUCUGGAAACAAAAAAGCAAGUGCCCUGUUAAUACAAACUCAUAUUUUGUACUAUCACUCGGGUAAUUUAAUAUGCAAGGCUGUAAAGUCUUUAAAAGAUGUCUUUGGAUUUGGCUCACUUCAGAAUGGUUUGAGAAAGCUACAAGGCUUGUACUUGGCAUUGUCCAGUGUAAAUAAGUUUAACAUGGAGUUUUUUUUAUUUACAAACCACUGAUCAUUUUUCUGAGGAAAAAACAUUCCCAGAUUAGAGCUCAUGCUCCAUAUUUUGAUAUUUAACUUUCUUUUAGUAAACUUCACCUUGAUUACCCUUGAAGUUCCUAGUUAAGAAGUUGGUAGGGAGUGCUUAAAUUCCUGUUUACCUGUUAUUCUCAAAAAAUAAGUGUUUACACUGCACUAGUUUAAAGUAACAAGCUUAAAGUGCAUUUUAAACAUUCAUUUUUUAAAAAAAUGUGACCAAUGAUGGCCUAAAAUAUGGAACAAAAAUCAUGGUAUGUGAGAGACAGGAAAUGCAAUUGAACUGAAGUGGAAAUGGCCACAGUGCAGAACACACCAUUCGAAUUAUGAGAUGUACACACUACAUACUGUCCUAUUGAUUAUACAGGCCUCUACAAAUACAUCUCAACAAUUCAUUGCAGUAAAUAUUUAUAUGUACAGGAAAUGUUUUCUUGGAAUUAAAAGUUAAGAAAGUCCCCUGCUGUAAGCACAGAGAGCUAUGGCUCAAAGCAAUGAAAUAGCUAUCUAUGUCUUUAUUAAAGAUGGAUGCAUUUGGAGAGCAAUCUCUGAUCUACUCAUAGGGAACAGAGACAGAAUGCUUCACAUUUCUGUACAUUGCAUUGCAUGCAAAAUACUCACCUCAUGUCUACAGUAAGGUAACUAACUCCACCACACCCAAAGAAGCCAUUGCAUGUGUAUACAGCAUGAUAUAAAUGCACAGUCAGAUAAACAAGUCUCAGUGCAGACUGAGCAAUGUCUAUCUAGGAGUAGGGUUGAAUAAUAAAAGAGUCACUGCUUUCUCCUACAGCAGUGAUGAAAUCCACACAUUUCAUGUCUGUGCAGAGUUGCCAAAGAACAGGCUUAGUUCAUUGGCCUUCAGAACUGGAUACCAAGUAAGUGACAGUUGGUUUGCUGGAGCCAGGGGACCAGACUCAUAGAUAAAGGAUCCAAGAACUGGAGCUUAGCCUUUGCCACUGAUUACAAAGCCAGUGAGCCUGGGGAUGCUCACAAGCUGUCAGUCAGGAGACUAUGAGGAAGGAUUCUGAUACUUUUUGGGCUGUUACAGGACCAUUCAUUCACUCUAACCCAGAUUCUGACUGUACCCAGGAGAUCAUCUGAGACUCAAAAUAUGCUAGAUUUAAUAAGAAACAAACAAACUUUCUUUUGUUGUUGAUACCCUGGCAUUGGGAUUUUUAACCACAUUUAAUGGAGUAGAAUUAUCAGGGCCUCUUCACUGUGUGCCCCUGUAGCUGUGUUCCCUUUUCACUGCUGAUCCAAACAAAGUGAAGAGAGAGUGCAUUGUGCCCUUGCUACAUAGCCAGCUUGGCAUUAAGUCCUUGUAAACACUUAGUCAUCCAGGAAGGCUAUAUUAUGCCCUUAUACCCUAUUUAAUCCUGAAAGGUUGUGUGCGCCCUUUGCACUGGGCCAGCUUUCCAUAUCAAAGUAACUGUGACUGACCCAGGAAGGCAGAAUGGCAUGGUGUGUCUGUAGCAUGAAGAAGAAACAUGUAGAGAUAAGCACGAUGAGUUUUUUGUAACUUCUAAUGCAGAGCUCACCUGAGCAGAUCUAGCCUUCUAUGAUCACCUCAGGUUAACUGUAGACAGCUGGCAUGCUUAUCUGGCUUGUCAGUAACCCAGCCCUGGCAGUAUUCAGCAGAGCAUUGUGCACUAACUAAUGCCUCACUAGCCAAUUUCUGUCUCCCUAUGUCUAGAGAAGCAAGCCGCAUCUAUGGGAAGACCUUGUCUACAUACGAUUUUUUGUACUGAUCCCAGGCACCCCCUGUGGUGGCUGCACUAGAAAGAGUUUACACAGAUAGUAAGGCUUAUACAGACUAAUGUAGUUAUUAUGUGACCCUUCUAGAAGUACUGUAGAUGAAUUGUAGUGUUUAUAUUUCUUUUUAAUCAGCAAUCCAAGGUAGUAUAGAGAGUGUUGUAAUUAGUGGUGUGUUAUUUUUAUCUCAGUAACUAACUUGUGGGCAUCAGUAUUUUCAAUUUCUCUGUAUCUUCUUUCCUUGUGGUCUGUGCUCUAAGUGUAUGUGAAAUGAAACACACUUGUCCUUUCAAUGUGUCUAAUAUUGAAUUAUACUUAUAUAUUAUAUAUAUGCUUAUAUCCUUCUUAUACCCAUAUAGACCAAUGUCAAUGUGUUACAUGCAAGUUUUAUACUCUAAUAUUUAUAUUGCUUUUUUUCUUUGGGAAAAAAUAAUAAAAUGGUUUCUUCUGAACUG
Gavialis gangeticus (Gharial) is the source of this 5540-nucleotide messenger RNA. RefSeq names its product protocadherin gamma-C5-like. Gene Ontology annotation, molecular function: calcium ion binding. The coding region runs from base 115 to 2916 and encodes 933 amino acids. Lineage: Eukaryota; Metazoa; Chordata; Crocodylia; Gavialidae. Gene Ontology annotation, biological process: homophilic cell-cell adhesion. The record is from RefSeq and is a predicted model, not a curated record. Gene Ontology annotation, cellular component: plasma membrane. The transcript is spliced from 4 exons.